This is a messenger RNA of Lotus japonicus, 1766 nucleotides long. Its product is annotated as WAT1-related protein At5g40230-like. The transcript has 6 exons. Gene Ontology annotation, molecular function: transmembrane transporter activity. The coding region runs from base 101 to 1138 and encodes 345 amino acids. Lineage: Eukaryota; Viridiplantae; Streptophyta; Magnoliopsida; Fabales; Fabaceae. The record is from RefSeq and is a predicted model, not a curated record. Gene Ontology annotation, cellular component: plasma membrane.
GUUCGGGAAAACACAACAACAGGAGUCAAGUGUAGACGUAAGCUGUGAGGUGAACUCAGAACUGAAGGUGUCUGUCUGUGUGUUUCAGAAUCAAUCAGAAAUGGGGAAGGUGAGAGCUGCGUUUGUGGGAAUGAUCAUGGCAGAGUGUGCUCAAGUUGGUUUAAUCAUAUUGAGCAAACAAGUCAUGGCACAAGGCAUGACCAAUUUCAUCUUCAUCUUCUACUCCAACACAAUCGCUUCCCUCAUUCUUCUUCCCACUUCAUUCUUAGUCCACAGAUUUCAACGCCCUCCUAUCACUUUCUCCAUCCUUUGCCAAUUCUUCUUGCUUGGAUUACUCGGAUUUUUGGCUCAGGCUUUUGGGUAUGCUGGGAUUAACUACAGCUCACCGACGCUUGGUACUGCCAUGCUCAACCUUAUUCCUGGUUUUACCUUCAUACUUGCAGUUGCUUUCAGAAUGGAACUAUUGGAUUGGAAAAGCUCUAGUACCCUUGCUAAAUCACUGGGAACAAUAGUAUCAAUUACUGGUGCAUUUAUUGCGACAUUGUACAAAGGCCCUGCACUUCUGAUGGGGCUAUCACCUUCAAACUCAUCUCAGCAGCCAGUUUCCUCUCAAGAUUCUAAUUGGAUACUUGGAGGAUUAUUUCUCGCAGCUGAUUGCGUAAUGGCUUCAGGAUUUUUAAUUUUACAGGCUUCUAUUCUUAAGAAAUAUCCAGCAGGGUUGAUUACUGUAUUCUUUUAUACUUUCUUUGUGGCCAUUCAAUCUGGUGUGACCUGUUUGGUUGUGGAAAGAGACAUCAGUGCUUGGAGCUUGGAACCAAUGUUUAGGUUGCUUGCUGUUUUAUACUCGGGAGUCAUGGGCUCUGCAUUUCAAGUCGGUGUUACUACUUGGUGUUUACACCAGACAGGACCUGUUUUUGUUUCCAUGUUCAAGCCCAUAGGCAUUGUCAUAUCGGUGGUUGUAGGUGUUGCCAUCCUUGGAGAUGCAUUCUAUCUUGGAAGUCUGGUUGGUGCAACUGUGAUUGUUCUUGGGUUUUAUUCUGUACUGUGGGGGAAAUCCAAAGAUAUUGAAGUGAAAAGCUUGGAAUCAAGGGGGAAACAGACCCCUCUUUUGAAGGAAAACAGCAGUGAAGACAUUUAAAGUACAUUUAAAAGGAUGCUUGCUACAAUUCUGCCGCAAAUAUGCAGUUUCGAUUGUUUCACUCAGAGUAAGGGAGUAAGCUCUGACUCUGAAGUAUGUUACAAGAAAACUAUCUGGUAAAUCUUCUAAGAAAUAUUUUGAUUCAAUUGAUCUGUAUUUAGACAUAAAUUUUGAUAUACUCCCUCCGGUCCUAUUUAUAAGUAACAAAAAAAAAUUCACAUAGUUUAAGAAAUGUAGUUAAACUAGAUAAAAUGCAUUAAAUUUGUCUUAAAUUAAAAUGAACUUCCAAAAUUACCCUUUGUUAUUAGUGUUGGAAAGUGGAAAAGAAAGAGAAUAAUUAAAGAGACACAUUUUACAAGUUAUAAUUAAUAAGGGCAUCAUUGGAAAAAAUUAAUUAAUAUAGCUCAAACUUUCAUUUGGUUCUUAUAAAAAGGACCAAGAUUUUUCUUCUCUUUCAUGCUUAUAAAUAGGACCGGAGGGAGUAUAUGAUAUUAUGUAUUCAUGUAGCUCCUACCAAUGGGGAAAAAGCCCUGGUGUAUUUGUUAAGAAUAAUGACUAUUCAUAAAUACCACAUGCAAUCAAUUAGAUUGUUGGAAGAAAAUAUCAAUAAAUGCAUAGCAUUGAUUCA